Molecule: messenger RNA, 4423 nt
Organism: Melanotaenia boesemani (Boeseman's rainbowfish)
Lineage: Eukaryota; Metazoa; Chordata; Actinopteri; Atheriniformes; Melanotaeniidae
Gene: rassf10a
Product: Ras association domain family member 10a
Exons: 1
Coding region: 367-1788 (473 amino acids)
Biological process (GO): signal transduction
Source: RefSeq, a predicted model, not a curated record
GCGUGGACGCGCUUCUCCUCCUCUCCUCUCUGGAGCAGCAAUCUGCCGGGGAGAGAAGUAUGAAGUCCCGGCCGGCACACCUCUGAGGGACCAUGCAAGGAUGCUAUUUCACAUUAGGAUUAUUUUGAUAGAAAUUGAAGUUGUUUGGACUUGAAUGUUUUUAAAACAGGAUCUGGCAGGCAGCAACGGGAGUGAAGACAAUUGGUUUUAGGAUGAAUGUUUUACAUCUUCACAUCUCGUCAGUUUGAGUUCUAAUUAUAUUUUUAAAGAUUUUAAAGCAUCUAAGACUUCUUUACUUUGCUCUUAGUUGCACCACACAAACUGAGAGGAUUCAGUUCAGCUUUUUUUUCUUGAGUUGAUCCUGAGAUGGAGCCGGAGGAGGGAAAGAUCUCAGUAUGGGUCUGCCGGGAGGAGAAGCUGGUUUCCGGACUCACAAAGCGAACCACCUGCGCCGAUAUUAUCAAAGUCCUGCUGGAGGACCAGAACCUGCAGCAGAGCGUCUCAGCAGCGAUGCUGUCCGGCUCCCCGCAGUCCUACUGCGUGGUGGAGAAGUGGAGAGGCUUUGAGAGGAUUUUACCCAACAAGACCAAAAUCCUCCGACUGUGGAGCGCCUGGGGAGACGAGCAGGAGAAUGUCCGCUUUGUCCUGGUGAAGAACGAUGCUUCGCUGCCCAACAACGGGCCUCGAAGCGCCGAGGCGCGGGUCGUACAGAGCCGGGAGAGUGGCAGUCCGGGAGGGUUGCUGAAGGGCACUGCUAAGACCUGCUGGACGGCCGCGGCCGCCGCAGCCAACCUGUCCCAGGAGAAACAGAGGCGCAUCGUGAGGAAGGCUUUCAGGAAGCUGGAUAAGAUGAAUAAAAAGAAAGAGCAGGCGGCUUCUAAGGAUAAAAGUUCAGUGGAGAAGAUGGAAACGUUGGUUCAUCUGGUGAUCUCUCAGGAUCACACAAUCCGCCAGCAGGUCCAGAGGAUCAAGGAGCUGGACCGAGAGAUCGAGCGCUACGAGGCUAAAGUGCACUUCGACCGCAUUCAGAGACACGGGGUGAACUAUGUGCAGGACACAUACAUGGUGGACUUCUCCACGGAGGACUUUAAGCGCAAAGCUGAGGACGCGCGGUGCACAGCGGAGGCGCUCGCGCAGUUCGAGGAGUACGCGCGCCGCUGCGAGGAGGUGGUGAGACUGCAGGAGGAGCUGACGGAGCGAGAGGCUCUGGUGGAGAGCAUCACUGGGGAAAUUCAGGAGGAGCUCAACCGCCGGUGGAUGAAGCGGCGGCGGGAGGAGAGAGGGGCGGAGGCGGCGCAGGAAGCAGACGGCGUGGUGGAGGAGAUGUCUCUCGCUGCGUCCGCAACUCCAACUGUGGAACCAGAUGUGGAGAAUCUGUCUGAGGACGAGCUGGUGCUCGAGGAGGAGAGAAUCAAAACCCAACUGGAUACCAGUUUGUACAUCGGCCUGAGGCUAAAGACAGACCUGGACGCCAUCAGAGGGGACUUAGACCUGAGUCUAGCACUCUGGGAAACCAAAGAGAGUGAACUGUUGGACCUGCUGGCCAAAGUUGAAACCAUGGAGAUAGAGAAAGUGAACAAAAAGCAGACUGAUGAUAGAAAUGAGGAGGUGGGUGCACGGAGCUGCGAUACUGAGCCGGGGACAGCAGAGAAGAGUGGUGGAUGGGUGGAACAGGCUCGGGGUCUGUCAAAGGCCUGUAAUACAAACGAUGAGGACUCAGACACAGGUUUGAGCUCCAUGCACAGUCAGGACUCUGACAACCCACCUGUGUGUGAAUCACUGGUAUAGACGUGCUUUGUUUGGAAGCAUGUUGGACUUUUAUGCAACUCCAUGCCACAAACUCAGGGGCAGAGAAAUCAGUGUUGGUUGUACUGGAUCCCAGUUCAAAAUGCACCUCUGUGUGGACAGUUCUAUAGCAAUAAUUGUAGUCAUUGCACAAUAAGCUAGCGAGGUCAGCAUGUGUAGACAUAGUUUUGAUACCAGUGUGCUGACCUUUGACCUCCAUGAGGAAAGUCAGCAAAGCACCACUUAUUAGAAGUAGCCUAGAAGAGUAUUAUAGCAAGCCACUUAUGAUCUAUAGUCCUCAAACUAGCUCAAGGAUAAACCUGAUCACAGACAGCAGCCUGCUUCUGUCAGUAUAAUCUGACAAUUUGCCUAAAGAGCUAAAAAAAGCAAGGCUAGGUGAUGUUUCAAUAGAAGUCGGCUUUAUGGCCAUAAUCUGCGGGGUCAAGGGUCGACAUGAAGUGUUCCUUAAUGCACAGGAAAUACGUGAGUCUGCUGCACAAGUUGACAAAUCAGCUACAACACACGGUAGAAGCUUUUUUCAAAUACACGCACAGUGAAAGUGGGAUCAUUCAUUGCAGCUUUCACAAAAUGAGACUGAAAUUUAAAGAAAUUUUAACCGCAAAAAAUGAUGCUGCUAUAGAUUCAGUCUUACAUGUUUUUGGAAAAAUUAAUCUUUAGACUUUGGGAAAUAGAGUAGAAGCAUUAUCUUUAAAAGCAAAGCAUAACUGUUAGAUCACUCCAUGUCUUCCUAUUUAUUAGCAUCUGUGCCUUAAGCACAAAAAAAGGAUAUUUUUACAUAAUAAGACGCUGAGCUGAGCAGAGGUAAAGCUUCCAAACUACUCUCUAUAAGUCCUCUUCCUCUGUUAGAUUUUAAAAAUGAAAAAGUUUGUUUUUCUGUCUGUCUGAGACUUUCAGUAUUGUUUAGAGUUGUGGCCUCUAACUUUGUGAGAUUAUAAACCUUUAAAAAACUAAAUAAUUUUUUUAUGUUAAACAUUUAUAUUAGAUAUGAUCAUUUCAAGCCAGCAUAGUAAGUCCUGAAGAAGCCAAGAAUAAUAUAUAAUUUUUAAAUUAUCUUAUUUGAUUUCUUUGUUGGUUCAGAGCAUGACAAAGUUGAUUUAGUGCAGCAUCUUUCUGACAAAACAAAUGAAAUUUUGGCUUUUGUUUAAAGGGACAGUCCAGCAGUUUGGGAAUACACUCCCAUUGUGGCAGGAGACUUAAAAAAAAGAGACAUGAACACAAAUGGAAGCAGCAGACACUGGGAUCUCCCGACUUUAAGUCCUUUUAGUAUGGUUUUAACAUCCAUAAAGUGUGGAUCUUACAUUUCCUAUAAUGCUACUAGAUAAGAUCUUGAAAUAAACCCUUCUGCAGCCGAACAGCCUGCUGCUUUUAAAUCGCAGACGUCACAGUUUGUUAGACAAACAUAAGACAAGCCUGAUGACGUUGUUAGGCUUAUCUGAUGGAGUGAGAAAACAUCACACAUGUAUUUUUCUCUAGGAUGGAAUUACCCCUUCUGAUGGGUGAGCUGAAUAUCAUGAGGAAAAUCGGUGGAGUGCCCCUUUAAAUCAGUGUAUGGUUUGUUAUAACAUGAGUUUGGCCUCUCUAAAGAGCUUUGUUUCCAUGAAAAGCUUCUUAGUCAACCAUAAUUAAUGUGAGCAGAGAGGAAAAGCCUUGUGUGUAUAUUGAAGUUUAAUUAAAGGAAUUACUUCCUGCACCAAAGGGUUACUGUAUGUUGUUGUGUAACAUAGUCAGAAAGAGGGAUACAUAUGAGCCUGCAUGUUGGGUAUCUGCAGCAUCAGACUAUGAUUCAGAUAAUGCUUCAUGUCUGAUAAACAACUUUAUGCAAACUUUCUACAGAGAGCUGGAUAUUUUUGGCCACUUUUUUUGUGAUGUAUUAGCAUUAAUUUCCAGUGUAGGCAAGAAUAAAAAAAAUUGUUCCACUUGUACAGAGAUAUAAAUCUAAAAGUGACCUCGCAUCUGAGUCUUUACAAUAUUGGACAAGUGAGUCCUGCUGUGAGUGCAAACACCUGUAAGAUUAGACUUCAAGAUGCUUUUGGGAGAAACAACCCAUUUAGUAUUCCUGCAGUCCUUACAUCUCCGAACGCUGUGACAUUAAAGGGGAACUAUUUUAAGACACUUUUUAUCCUGAGAAUAGUUCCAUAGAGUAGAAUAGAGUAUUUGCUACGCUUCUUGGUCAAACUGGCUCCUCUGAGACCUGCACAGACAAAAAAAAGCAUCAGAAAAUAAAAAAAGAAACAGAAUGAAUGAUUUUAAGAUACCUGCGGUGGAAUUAUUUACUAUCUAUAUUGCCAGGAUGUUGUGAUGUCAGAUCUUACAUGUUGUACAUUGUCCAGCUGUACAUGGUGAUAACUGAUAUCUUUGUAAUGCCUAAAAGAAAUAACAUUGUUUCUGUGGAGUUAGCUGUAUGCAAAUACCCAAAUGACCUGUGUGUAGCUAAUCUAUGUCACCUGAUCAGGGACUGUUUGGAUCUCUCAGUCUGUGACAUUCAGCCUGCUUUUUUUCUAGAUAGGUGGUUCUAGAUCAAAAGUUUUAUGGCUACAGCAAGAGGACUGGUGCACUGUGGAAGCAGCAUAAUGCACAUCAUCAUAUAUGACUGUUUGUGUUGAAAUAAAAAUAAAAA